Molecule: messenger RNA, 726 nt
Organism: Fonsecaea pedrosoi CBS 271.37
Lineage: Eukaryota; Fungi; Ascomycota; Eurotiomycetes; Chaetothyriales; Herpotrichiellaceae
Exons: 1
Coding region: 1-726 (241 amino acids)
Biological process (GO): rRNA processing
Cellular component (GO): preribosome, small subunit precursor
Source: RefSeq, a predicted model, not a curated record
AUGGCCUUUCUCGAGGACCAGAGUCCCUCGUCGCCAUUGUCGCUGACCGAGUGCCUCCAACUCUGGCGCGGCUUCUACGUGGCGCUCUACAUGCACGACAGCAAAAACGCCCUGUCGGUCCAGAAACUCAUCGCCGAACUGGCCGGGACGCUGAGGAUCGUGGACGGAAAAGACCACGACUCACAGGCUGCAUCCGGGUCAGAUAAGCCGGGAGAUCACCCGUGGCUCGACGUGUGGGUGACCGCCUUCUGGGAAACCGUGAGCAGGGAGUGGGUCUCGAUCGACCAGUGGCGCAUGAACAAGGUCCUCCUGCUCGUGCGUCUCGUCGUGAGGGAGCUGUUCAGCCUCGCGCUCGGCUGGGCCGCGGACGCCACGUCCGAGUCGCGCACCCUGCAGAGUCUCGUCGCGAGUCAACUCGAGAUCCUCGAAUCCUGGCCCCUCAGCCCUCGCGAGCGCAAGGUGCCGGACGGGCUAAGGCUGCAUGUCCUGGACGUCUGGGUCGACGAGCUCGCCGGUCAACUCCGCGCCGCCGAAAAUGCCAUCGACGAGGCCGAGCAGAGUGACAGUGCCGGUGACGGCGCUGCAGCCAAGAAAGCGGUCCUCCUCGACACCGCCAAAGCGUUCAUGACUCCUGUCGAAAAGCUCACUAAAGAGGCACUCAGCAAGGGAGUCAAGGUCAGGGCCAAGGAGGCUGUACAACUGGCCGAGGAGAAACUCUCCCGGUAA